GAAGGGGCGCUUCCGAGGCCCGGACCGCGGAGAGAGGCUCUCCCGCGGGCCACGCACAGAAGGCGUGGGGGAGGCACGGGGGUGCGAAAAGUUCCAUGGGAGAAGCUGACACAUAUUAAGUGGUUUCCACAAGAUCAUACUGAUCUCCCAACACCAAAUUUCUUGGAAGACAUCAUUGUGUGAAUGAACAGCAUUGUUGGUGUUGGUGGGAUGGUUCAAUGGUUAAGGCUGUUCUUCCAGAGGACCUGAGUCAAAUUCCCAGCACCUAAAUGGCAGCUCUCAACCAGCUGAAACUCCAGUUACAGGGCAUCUGGAGCCCUUUUCUGCCCUCCAAGGGCUCUGUACAAAUGUGGCACACAACAUACGUACAGGCAAAACAUUCAUACAAUAAGGUCAGCCUCCUCGUGGCCCCCCAGGAGCUGAAGUUUCUCCACCCCCGAAACCUCCCGCGAGCCCUCAGCCUCCAGCCUGCCUCGCCGCUGCUGCUUUGAUUUACAGACACAGGGUCAGAGUCCUGAGUUGCUCCGUUCAAACAAAGACUGUGUGUGGCUGAGAAGAAACGUGAGUCUGCAGUUGUCAUCUUGGAGGCUUCCUGCUGAAUUCACUCACCCUUUCCAGUUCUCUCUGAACUCUGGCUGCCUGGUUCAACUCAGCUCUUCUGGCUCAAAACUCCUCUCCAAGAAGCAGCCUCUGGAGUUUAUACACUGAUGAGGAGACGGGAGGAAAGAAUUGUGAGUUAAGUCUCAUCUUUCUCUAUAGAAAUAGACUAAGAACAAAUUCGGAAAACCUAGGAAACAAGUAUUUCCUCUGGGAUCUUCAAGAGUUCUCUCCUAUAUAUGAAGAGACUUUGAACUAUCAUUUACACACAUCCAUAAUUUAUUUGCGAAAAUGAAAGAAAAUAUAAAGAAAGAACGAUUAGCAUAAAGACAGUGCUGUUUUUCAGCCCCUUCUGUAACCACGUUUCAGGUUUCCCAUAUAAAAAGUUUCUCAUUCCAUAUUCGGCGUCACUAGAUGCUUGUGAUUUAGUAUUGAAAAAAAAGUAUAUGUAUUUAGUGAAUGUGGAAAAGCGUUCAUCCUUUCUCAGUAGAUGCUAGGAGAAAUUUUUUGUGCCUAACAGAAUGCUGGAAAGUCUGCAGCCUGAGUCAGAUCUUCUGAAUGAAGAACUUGCUCCUGGAGAGACACUUUAUGAAUGUAACGAAUGUAGAAAAACCUUUGGCCUGGAACAGAACUUUGUGGAACAUAAGAAAACGCAUAGUGGAGAGAAACUGCAUGAGUGUACAGAAUGUGGCAAAGAGUUUUCUCGAGUCGCCUCACUUACUCUGCAUUUGAGAAGCCAUGCACCGAAGAAAUCCUACACGUGCAGUAAGUGUGGAAAAGCCUUCAGCCAGAGAGCAAACUUGCUGUCUCACCAGAAACAACAUACUGAGGAGAAAGCCUAUGAGUGUGAGAAAACUUCCGUCCCAGUGACAGCCCUCACUAGAAAUCAGAGAAAUGUGGGCAGUAAACCAUAUGUGUGUAAGGAAUGUGGGAAGGCUUUUAAUGGUAAAUCAUAUCUCAAAGAACACGAGAAAAUUCACACUGGAGAGAAACCAUUCGAAUGUAAGCAGUGCGGAAGAGCCUUCAGUCAGAGGCAGUACCUCAUUAAACACCAGAACAUCCACAGUGGAAAGAAGCCUUUUAAAUGUAAUGAGUGUGGGAAAGCUUUUAGCCAGAAAGAAAACCUCAUCAUACACCAGAGAAUCCAUACUGGAGAGAAACCAUACGAAUGUAAAGGGUGUGGGAAAGCCUUCAUUCAGAAGUCAAGCCUCAUCAGACACCAGAGAAGUCACACUGGAGAGAAACCUUAUACGUGCAAGGAGUGUGGAAAAGCCUUCAGCGGCAAAUCGAAUCUCACUGAGCAUGAGAAAAUUCACAUCGGAGAGAAACCCUAUAAGUGUAAUGAAUGUGGAACAAUCUUCAGGCAGAAACAGUACCUUAUCAAACAUCACAAUAUUCACACGGGCGAAAAGCCCUACGAAUGUAAUAAAUGUGGGAAAGCUUUUUCUCGGAUUACAUCGCUUAUUGUACACGUGAGAAUUCACACAGGUGACAAGCCCUAUGAAUGUAAAAUCUGUGGGAAAGCCUUCUGUCAGAGUUCAUCUCUUACAGUGCACAUGAGAAGCCACACGGGCGAGAAACCCUAUGGCUGUAAUGAGUGUGGGAAGGCCUUUUCUCAGUUCUCGACCCUUGCUUUACACAUGAGAAUCCACACCGGCGAAAAACCCUAUCAGUGUAACGAGUGUGGGAAGGCUUUCAGCCAGAAGUCUCACCACAUUAGACACCAGAGAAUCCACAUCCAUUAAAACUCUAUGAAUGCCUUAGAUACAGGAGAGCUUGAGCAGAAUGUAUGACUAAUAUAUCAAAAGAUUUAUCUUACAUUGAAGUUACACAAAUGUGAGAAAUCUUUCUGUAGUGAUUUAAAGCUUAAACUAUAAAGAUAUUUAAUAAGAUAUAUUACAGUAUUAUAUACUCCCCAGACUCACAAUAAACCUUAUUAGUGCUACAGUUGUAGGAUCCUUCUUAAUGAACUUAGAGUCCAGUGGUCUUAACUAGGAUAGCCUUAGGAAGAUUAUCAAAGGUAUUAAGAUAAUAUCAGCAAUAUAAAGGUUUGAAAAUAAGAGGCAAAAAUAUUUUUGAUAUAUGCUUUGGUAUAUGGAUAAUUUGUGAAAAUCAUUUUUUAAAGAAGGCAUUUUGGGAUAGGGUCUCCCUAUGUACAUAGCUCAGGAUGACCUCGAACUCACCGUGUGGUCCAAGUUGUCCUCAUGUUUCUGUUAAUCCACUUACUUGUCCACCCAGUGCUGCAAUUACAGAUAUCACCAUGCCAACUCAAAAGUCUUUGUUGAUGGAAUUGUAUAAACUUGAGGUCAGAACGGAAUGUCGAAUCUGGAAACAUGGAUGAAUUCGUGGGAAAUUGGUAACUGAUUGUGGCAAUAUCCUAGAUCGAUGGGGAAAUCGUGGAGGACUUAAAAAAUAAUCUCAGGAUCAUUAACUCCUUGUGUGGGAAAAUAAGAGGCCUCUGAUGUAAUUUAUUAAAUAUUUCUUAGGAAUUCCAGUGUCUGCAGAAAGCAAAACUUUGUGUCAGAAUUCUCUAAGAGGACGGUUUCUGAGAGCUUGGAGGAGAAAACAAAUUUUAGAUUCUAGAAUCCUCAGCUAUUGAUCUGGAGCAUUUAUACUUAUUCUCAAGGGGUUGAUAUGCCUGUGUAGGGAGCCAUGUACCAGCUAGUCUGUUCAUCACAGCAUCUUGGUAGCAGAAGGUGGGCGCCUCUGUUUUUUUGCUUGUGAAGUAGAUAAAGAAGAAAAUGUAACAGUCAUACAGUAGAGUACAACAGAUGGAAUCUGUGUUCACAACAAACCAAAACAAUGUAUCAGUGUGAAGAAGAUUGAAGCAAUGGAUAUAUUGUCAUUUUUCUAUGUAAAUUUGAAUAAAACCAACUUAUCAACUCCGGUACUAAGCAUCAGUUUACGGGAAACUUCUGUCUAAAACUAGAAUGGGGAAGGUAUGUAUUCAGUUCCCAGAAAGUGGCUGUUGCUGUCACAGUGACAGUGGAAUUCUGUAGGAACGAGAUGUGACAGAGCAGGGUAAUUAAAUGCUUCUUUAGUUCUAUGUCUAAAUAUCUCCUUUUAAUUAAAAAGAAAGGUUCCAAAUAAAUACAACAAAUUGAUAGUUCUAUGUUGUGGCAACAUGUAUUCUUUGUUAUUUUUCUUAAAUGGAUAUGGAUGAGGUACAUAUUCCAACAGUCCCAUUGUGUGUGACUGCAUCCCAAGGCCCCCGGUGGCUAUCGGAAGCCCUGUAGAGUGCUUAGUUCUCUAUAUUAGGUGUUUCUAUGUGUAUAUACACCUGGGUAGGUUUGUAAGCAACACAGAGCAACUUUUUUGUUUUGUUCUUCUUUUUUGAGACAGGGUUUCUCUGUGUAGGCCUGGCUGUCCUGGAACUCACUCUGCAGCUCAGGCUGGCCUCAAGCUCAGAGAUGCAUUUGCCUCUGCCUCCUGAAUGCUGGGAUUGAAGGCGUGCACCACCGCCCGGCUCAAACAGUAACUUUUUAUACAGUGUAGUCACCUAAGUAUAUAACUUUCCCCUUAUUGAGAACAUUCUUGUCUUCGAGUACAGGAACUGCAUCUUCACUUUUGCAUCAGUAUUCUCAGGCUUUGGAGCCAUUAUUAAGUAAGCAUUGCUGUGUGGUUUCCAUCCAUCGAUUGGACUCAGACUAAUAAAAUUUGGAAAAGUC
This is a messenger RNA of Meriones unguiculatus (Mongolian gerbil), 4265 nucleotides long. It is a transcript of the gene Znf260, whose product is annotated as zinc finger protein 260. The coding region runs from base 1119 to 2342 and encodes 407 amino acids. The record is from RefSeq and is a predicted model, not a curated record. The transcript has 5 exons. Lineage: Eukaryota; Metazoa; Chordata; Mammalia; Rodentia; Muridae.